AUGGACAUUCCCGGACAGUUCACACCGGACAGCCUACUUGAGAGUAGCGUGGAGCGAAGUCUACCGACACAGGAAUUCUAUGGACUGCACUCCGUUUCUUCAUCAAUUGGCUUUAAUCAGUCGCAGACCUACGCUUUUGCGUUGGAUGCGAAGGUUGACACUAGCAACGUUACACUAAAAAUAUCCAUCGGCUCUAGGCCACCGUCUUGGCAGAACAGUCGCGAGGGGCUGGUGCUCUAUUAUGACUUUGACUAUGAUCUGACUGAUAUCGAGAAUACCACGAGGGUCGAGUUCAACAAGUCUGAGGCUGUUCUCACGCUGAACGAGACCCAGGUCAAUACGCAGUCGCUGCUGUUUGUGCGGCUGAUGUCUAGUGGCUGCGCCCAGUGCAAGGAUAAUGAGGUUUGGACCUACACGAUGGAAAUAUCUACCGGAUCGAUCUACUUCAACUACACUGGAGAAAACCUUAUUUCUGUGGUCGAUGUGGACAACGAGAGCGUUUUAUUGAGUGGCGCUGAUUUGUGGUCCAAUCCACAUACCGAGUUUGUGCUCUCCUUGUACAGCGAUGCAAAUUUCACCAGCGAGGUGUUGACACGGCUGAUCAGUAACAGCACGGUCGUGGGGGACCGCAAUCUCAUUCAAAUCACGGGACUACAGAGCAACAGCACCUAUUUCGCAACUUUCGCAGAACAGCUCCUUGGAAGUGACGUGACUCUUAUUCACCAACGCUUUAACUUCACUUUGCGCGACUCGCAAGCGUGCAAGAUCAUACACAACCUGGAAUUCUGUACGGAUGUGGCAUACGCAGUUCCUGCAUCUGCCGCACUGGUUAACGGAACUCAGACGGUGGAGGAGCUUGCAGCCUUAUAUGACAACUAUUCCGCGUCUCUGUACGUGAACUUCGACUAUGCCCUGCAACAAAUACCCUGCGACGCUGAACUAGACUCAAGGUACUCACCUAUUGUGACCUGCGACGAUUGCAGGCACUCAUAUCGGCAGUGGUUGUGUGCAGUGACCAUUCCGAGAUGUUCUACGCUAGAUGCGCCGUUGUACAAGCCGUACAACAAAUCAGAAGGAAGAACGGAGUUUAUCGCCCAGACCAUCCAGCCUCCUCUGAACUACUACGAGGUGCUUCCUUGUCUUAAUAUCUGCCAAGCGAUUGUUCGAGAUUGUCCGCCUGAUUUUGGAUUCAGAUGCCCUUCAACAACAGCGUUGAGCAAAAAGAGCUAUGGGGACGAUAAUUACCUUGAUGACGGCGACGCCUACCUUGCAUGCAACUCUUUCACGUUCCAAUACACCAGUGCAGCCUCCAGACUUAUUCAAGUCCCUUGGUUUCUAUUAAUACUGUGUCUAGUCGUCUUGGUCUGA
Ogataea haglerorum is the source of this 1368-nucleotide messenger RNA. RefSeq lists its product as uncharacterized. The coding region runs from base 1 to 1368 and encodes 455 amino acids. Gene Ontology annotation, biological process: calcium ion import across plasma membrane. The record is from RefSeq and is a predicted model, not a curated record. The transcript has a single exon. NCBI's taxonomy places the organism in Eukaryota, Fungi, Ascomycota, Pichiomycetes, Pichiales, Pichiaceae. Gene Ontology annotation, molecular function: protein binding; calcium channel activity.